GAGCGAUAGUUGCCUUCUGGGUCGGCUUCGCGGCCCACGGCUUUCUCGGGCCUGCGGUGGUUCCUGAGCCUGACUGGCCUCGUGACGGGCCAGGACACGAGCUAGAGGACGCCUCCACCAGCUCGUCCGUCACCAGCGUGACGCGGGAGCCGUGCCCCGCCUUCGACCCGCAGAUCCAUUGCCCGGCGCCGCCGGCGCCACCAGCGCCCACCCCAGCGUCCCCGGAGGCGCUGCGCGUGGUGGGCGAGGGCGUGACCGCGACCGUCGAGGUCCCGGUGGUGCCGGCGAGCGCGAUCGUCAUCGUGCUGCAGGCCUUCGUCGGCUGGGGCUGCUGCCGCUGGUGCGAGGGCGCGGAUCCACGUGGCGUGAUGUCGCUCGUCGACGGAGCCGUGCCCGGCAUGCGGGUGCUGGUGCAGUAUUCGACGGAUCCAGGCUGGACGCAUGAGCGUGUUCUGUGCUGGCCCACGGCCGCUGACCUCUCGGAGUGGAUGGUGUAUACUGCUGGCAACCAUCUGUAUCCUGAAGGGCGGGCCGACUAUACCUCAGUGGUGAAGUGGACUGGCAAGCGAGUGUACCCGCCUGGCACGACCAAUGUGGUUGCCUUCAGCCGGCCCCUGACUGACGAGGAGCUCCUCAGCGUCGUCAAGCGGGGCCGCGGUGAGGCGAUCGCUGACCACGGCAACGCGGCCGCCACAUGGGCCGGGACAGGUGUGACCUGGACUGGUCGCCGCCUCGCAGUGCCGGACGUGAUGGCGGUCGACGCGCCGAGGGUCGAGCGGCGGCUGCGCGGCAAGCAGGUCCGCCCCGCCGAGGCCGAGGCGGCUGCGCCGCUCGCCGACGCCGACGGGGCCGCUGGCGCCACCGGGCCGCGGCCGCCGCCGCCCGAGGAGCUGCCGCCCGGCGCCUGGUUGCUUGGCUCGCUCGACGGCGGUGCCGACUUCGGGCUUGAGGUGAGACUGUCGCCGAACGCCAUCGUCCGGGGCAGGUAUGGCGUCGACCAGGACCCGCGGGGCGAGUGGUUCCCGAUCGAGUUCGUGACGGACGACGCGAUGGAGCGGUGGCGCGAGGAUAAGCUGGUGGCGGCCGACAAGCUCCGGCCCGCCCGCGAGGCCUUGGAGGAGAGGCUCUUCCCGGGCCGCGAGGCCGGCGCUGGCGGGACCGCCACCCCCUCGCCAGAGCCAGAGGGCGGGGGGCUUGGCCCCGAGUGCGUCGCCACUCACGAGAGGGAGGACUUGCGCACGUGCUGGAUCGACACCGACGAGACCGGUGCCAGGUUCAAGGAGUGGAGGAAGGUCGUGCAGGAGAGCACACAGGAGAUCUUCUCGGACUCGAGCAUCCGUGGGCCCCCCGCCUGCCUCGAGAUUGGUCGUAAGAUGUAUCGCCAUGGUGGCGCACCCAAGAUGUGGUUUCAGGAGUGGUGCAAGGAGCAGGGCGUGACCAGGAAGGAUCGCGCCUACCACGAGGUGCAGACCUUGAUCGAAGUACUGUACCUGGCGGGGACCUAUGACCAGCUCAACAUGGGCGCCCUGGCGUCGUUGGAGGUGGUCUCGCGGCGGCUGCAACAGUAUGUGGAGGCCUACGCGCACGGGGCCGAGAACGCGAACUGGGGCGCGGCGAAGCACCUGGGCGGCACGACCAACCCGCUCGACUUGGUGCCCGACGCGCUCCGGAGCUAUGCCAGCCGACUGUCCAAGGAGGAGCAGGAGCUGGAGGCGCUGCGGAUGCGGUCCCGUGUCCCCGGCGCUGCUCCAGCCGACGGCGCGGGCGCGGCAGCCGCGGCCGUCGCCUCUGGCGGCCUGCCCGCCGCUGGAGCUGCCGGCGGCGCCGCGGCCGGCGCUGAGGGAGGUGAUGCGGCCGGCAAGGGCCGCGGUCGAGGCGGGUGCCCGACCGUCUCCCGCAGAACCAAGGGCAGUUCGGGGCUCCGUGGGUCGGCCUGCCUGCCCAUAGCCCCGUUGGCGGCGCUCCCUGACGACUGGUGCGACGGCCUGACGCCUGGUCAGCGGCGCCGCUGGCUGCGAGACGGCAACGCAGCCUGCAAGAGCUUGAAUUACUUGCACGGUGGUGAGCAUCGCAGUGGCACGGCGCCCGAGGGGAGCGUUAGCCAGCGUAAGAUGGAUCUCAUCAGGGCCGAUGUGCAGCAGCGCGUCUUCUCGGCGGCUCGUCGCUGGAUUGACGUUGACAGCGCCAUCACAGAGCAGGAGGCUUUGGCCAAGCUUCUGAAGGGCAAGGCGGGCUACGCUCCCCUUGGCUCUACCAGCAUGGGCUCCUACGAGUACUCGCGGGUCAGCUUGCCGGACUGCGUCCUGGACGCCCCCAGUCUGGCCCAGAUGCUACCUGCGGAGGCGAGGAUUUUUCUCGAGGAGUACUCCACCAAGAUGCUGCUUCCCCCUCGUGAGGCGGCGCUAAUACGAGAGCUUCAUGGACUUCCUGGUUGUCAUACUGACCCUCUGCUGCUCCAACGUCCUCGGAGCUACGCGAAGUUCGUGAGACGAGCGCUCAGGAUCGGGCUCGUGACUUUGACCCGACGACCUUUGAGCGUUCUUGGACUGUUUUUUGUAAAGAAGAAGGAUGGUGAGCGCCUGCGCCUCAUCGUGGACUGUAGACGCAGCAGUGCUCUUUUUCGUCCCCCGCCUGGUGUCGACUUGCUGUCAGGUGAAGGGCUUGGCCGCAUCGAGGUGCCGGUGCUUAAGGAGGGGGACCUCAGCGAGCUGCGCGUUGUCCUGGGGGUCGGCGACGUCGCCGACUGCUUCCAUCGGAUGAAGCUGGACGGCGACAUUCGGCGCUACUUCUGCUGGCCGCCGCUGCUAGCCUCUGCCACAGGCGAGACCCUCAUCGAGGGUCAGGCGGCUGGCGACUCGGAGAUGGUGUGGCCCAUGAGUCAGAGCUUGCCGAUGGGCUUCUCAUGGUCGCCCUUCUUCGCGCAGGCGGCCAACCAGUCGCGGCUCGAUCGGCAGCCGUCCUUGGCAAAGAGCUUGCGGCUCAGUGAUCGAGGGCCGCCUCUUGUCCUCCGCCGCGGGCCACAUGGUGAGAACCUCGGCCACUUCAUGUACGUCGACAACGCCGGCGUCCUUGGCUUGUCGGACACCGCCGUCCGCUCAGCCCUUCACGAAGCCCAGACCGAUUUCGAUCGUGACCAUCUCAAGUUUCAUGAGGUUGAACUUCACGUGGGAGGUGGUCGUACACUGGGCUGCCACCUGGAUGGAGCGAGGCUCUGCACGCGGCCUACGGGCGAGAGGUUCGCAGCCGUGCGGAAGGGCCUGCGAUGUCUCCUCAGGCAGCGCAAGGUUGCCGGGUGGCAGCUUGAGAUGGUGCUGGGCCACAUGACGUUCAUGGCCUUGGUUCGGCGCGAGCUGCUGUCUAUCUUUCACGCAGUGUACGCUUUCGUGACGAGCAGCUAUCACACCUUUUCGGUCCUUUGGCCCACUGUUCGAGAGGAACUGGAGUGCUUCGUGGGAUUGAUGGUGAUGCUCGAGGCUCGCUGGGACCGCGACUGGAUGCCUUUCGUUUACUCGUCGGACGCCAGCCUUUACGGAUACGGCGUCGCAGAGGCGGAGUUCGACUCUGCCCAGGUGGCUCUAGUCGGCCGCAUCUCGGAGCUGAGUCGGUGGCGUUUGUGCGCUGGUCUGGCUCGUCAGCACGCCUUCGAGAGUGCCGGGUUUCUUUUGAACUCAGAGACGGGCGAGGUUGUCCGCGACGCCGAGGGGGCGCCGAGGCGGCUCGACUCCGAGCUGCUGGACAUCCUCAACAGCGAGCGCUGGGAGUGCGACCCGGCGUUCCCCGAGCGGACGCUGCAGCGCGAGAGCCUGCCGCCGCGGGCGCCGGCCGCGGGCUCCCUGCAGGAGCCGGCGGCGAAUGCGCCUUGCAGAGUGCGCACCCUGAGCCCGGGGGCGGGCGCGAGCAGCUCUGCGGCGGCCCCGCCGGCGAGGCGAGCGCGUGUGCUGGACGCGUCCCAGGGCCUGGAUGCGAGGCUCGUGGCUGCCGCCCCGCCGCACUGCCCGGCGCAGACGGACGCCGUGGAGGCCUUCCUCGAGACGCCGGCGGGCAAGCUGAUUCCAGCAAGCGCCGGCGUCCCCGCGGCGGCCGUGGACGCGGGCGCCUCACAGAGCUACGAGAGCAGCGACGUGGAGGAACGGCGGGUGGUGACCGCCUCGCGCCGGAACCUCGAGCUUCGGGGCAAGGCUCGCGUCCGCAGGGCCAUCCAGGCCCGCGGCGGCGACAUCUGGAGGCACGGCCACAACACGGGGCUGAGCUACUUGGAGAAGCGCUCGGUGGGGGCCAGGUCGCUGGAGACCUACCGAGAGUGCGCCCUCGCGUUCUGUGCCUGGGCAGGCUUCUUGCUGACAGCCAUGCCCGCGUCGGCCGUGCUGGACGUAAAGUUGGUCGAGUACAUGAACAAGCUCUUCCUCGAGGGGGUCAAGAGCUGGCGUGGAGAGAAGCUCAUUGCUGCAAUGAUGUUCUUCCACCCGGACUAUGGGAAGUCUGGUGGCCUCUACAUGCCACGUGCCCUUCGUACUCUCAAAGGUUGGAAGCGUCUCAGCCCAUCAAGAUCGCGGAAGCCCUUGGUGUUCGCGAUGUGGGCGGGCAUCGCGGUCGAGUUGGCCAGGCUGGGCGCUCCUCUCGCCGGGGUGAUGGUGCUCAUCAUGGUGGAGUGCUAUCUUCGACCCGGCGAGAUGCUGGGGCUGACGUCGAACUCGUUCCUGCCACCUUGCAGCCGCGCCGUGGACAACUGGGUGCUGCUCCUCUUCCCGGAGAGCGGCACGGCGCGCAGCAAGACGGGGUCGUCGGACGACUCGAUCCCGAUCGAUUCAGGAAGGAUGGCCUGGAUGCAUCACAUCUACCGGGCCCUUCGCGAUCGAGGGUCGACUCAGCCGCUGCUCGGCCUGACCUACCCGCAGUUCUUGGCGCUGUUCAGGCGGGCGGCUCACAACAUCGGGGUCGACGCGGUGCCCUACCAGGGGAGACACUCCGGGGCAAGCCUGGACAGGGCCUCGAACCGCCGGACUCAAGAGGAGGUCCAGAAACGCGGGCGCUGGGCCACACUCACCUCGGUCAAGCGCUACGAGAAGGCGGGCAGGCUGAACGAGUCGUGGGAAGGCCUGUCGGAGCUCACGAAGUCGUUCUGCGUGGCUGCUCUGAGGGUGAUGGAGGAUGCCGCCGCCUGCGCCGUGCUCAAGGCGCAGAAGGCUCCGUAUCUCCUGGAUCUCUUCGCCGGUGCUGGAGGGGUUGCCGCGUGGGCUCGCAAGCUGGGGGUACCUGCCAUCAGCUUAGACCUUCGGCAGGGUGCUGAUCAGGAUGUGUGCAGUGCUGCCAACCUCCGCAUCAUCGCGGAUCAUUUUCGCCGUGGUCUCAUUCGUGCUGUGAUGAUUGCGCCUCCGUGCGCGUCCUUCUCGCUGGCCCGGAACAGUUUCCUCAGGGCCUACCACGAUUGCGAGCCCAUGAUCGUGAAACAGUAA
This is a messenger RNA of Prorocentrum cordatum, 5453 nucleotides long. The record is from the annotation of a GenBank genome assembly. Lineage: Eukaryota; Dinophyceae; Prorocentrales; Prorocentraceae.